Messenger RNA from Epinephelus moara (kelp grouper), 5756 nucleotides. It is a transcript of the gene dus2, whose product is annotated as dihydrouridine synthase 2. Lineage: Eukaryota; Metazoa; Chordata; Actinopteri; Perciformes; Serranidae. Gene Ontology annotation, molecular function: flavin adenine dinucleotide binding; tRNA dihydrouridine synthase activity; tRNA binding. The record is from RefSeq and is a predicted model, not a curated record. Gene Ontology annotation, biological process: tRNA dihydrouridine synthesis. Gene Ontology annotation, cellular component: cytoplasm. Bases 107 to 1606 code for a protein of 499 amino acids. The transcript is spliced from 16 exons.
AAACAGGAAGUUUAAACAGCACGCUUCAUUUUUUAGCCCACAUGAUCACACGUUACAGCUGCUGUCGUCAGUAUUACACAUCGUAAAUGCCGACGACUGAGCCGCCAUGAUGGCAGGAGGCCGGCUGAGCUUCAGUAAAAUCACCGCCCUGGCUCCGAUGGUCCGGGUGGGGACUCUGCCCAUGAGGCUGCUGGCUCUGGACUACGGAGCUGAUGUGGUUUACUGCGAGGAGUUGAUCGACAUCAAAAUGGCCCAGUGUCAGAGGGUGGUGAACGAGGUGCUGGAGACGGUGGAUUUUGUCGCCCCAGAUGAUCGAGUGAUGUUCAGGACCUGUGAGAGAGAGAAGGACAGAGUCGUCUUCCAGAUGGGGACUGCUGACCCGGACAGAGCGCUGACAGUGGCCCGGCUCGUGGAGAAGGAUGUGGCCGCUAUCGAUGUGAAUAUGGGCUGUCCAAAAGAAUACUCCACUAAGGGCGGGAUGGGAGCUGCUCUUCUGUCAGAUCCCGACAAGAUUGAGGCGAUCCUCAAGAAGCUCGUCACAGGAGUUUCCAUACCGGUCACGUGUAAAAUCCGAAUCCUUCCAUCGUUGGAGGAGACGGUCAGUCUGGUCGAGAGGAUCGAGAAGACGGGCGUCGCUGCUGUUGCUGUUCACGGCAGGUUCAAGGAGGAGCGUCCCCGUCACCCCAUCCACUGUGAUUACAUUCAGGCUGUCGCUCAGGCUGUUUCCAUCCCUGUUAUUGCCAACGGAGGUUCUCUGGAUCUGGUGAAGACUCACUCUGAUAUCGAGGAGUUCAGGAAGGCGACGGGCGCCUCGUCGGUCAUGUUGGCUCGUGCCGCCAUGUGGAACCCAUCAGUGUUCAGGAGUAAGGGACUACUUCCUGUGGAGACGGUCAUGGAGGAGUACCUCAAAUAUGCGAUCCGGUACGACAAUCAUGUCUUCAACACAAAGUACUGUCUGUGCCAGAUGCUGAGAGAUAAGGUGGAGUCUCCUCAGGGGAAGCAGUUGCAUGCGUCUCAGACCAACGCAGAAAUCAGCGAGGUGUACGGGCUGCAGGAGUUUUACCAGCAGACCGAGGAGCAGCUGCAGGCCAGGAGGGAUGCCCCGCAGAGCAGCAGCCAGCCGGACCGACUUGUGAUGGACGGAGACGUCGCCACCAUGGCCAUCAAGUUUGAGCGGAGGGAGUAUCCUCCUCAGGUCACUCCCAAGAUGUUCCUGCUGGAGUGGAGCCGCAAGGAGAAGCUGGAGCAGCCGCAGUAUGAGACGGUGCAGCGUUCUCGGGAUCGAGCCUUUCAGUCCACCGUGACUGUAGCAGAGAAGAAAUACAGAUCUUCACUGUGGGAGAAGUCGAAGAAAUUUGCCGAACAAGCAGCCGCCAUCGUCUGCCUGCGAGCUCUUGGAAUACCAGAGGGUCGCAUUAGUGAGGAAGACUCCGGCCUGGUCUGCAAGAGGAAGAGGGAGAGGAAGAUGAAUGGCACCACAGUGGAGGAAGGGAGCAAGAAGCGACAUCUGGUGGAUGGUAUCCAACAGGAAACAGACAACUCAAAGACUGCUGCAGUGGCCAACGGUGACCAUCACAAACCGGACACGCCUCCAGAACAACCGUAGAGUUCAUGAACAGUUAAAAACAGGAGGACGAGAAGCUUCUGUGACCACUGACGGACGUUUGGGUGAACUGGAAAAAAAAAAUCAAGGGAUUUUAAAAAGCAACUUUAUUUGUUUAUUUCUCUGCACCAAAAAGCUCCUCAGUUCAUUUUUGACCUGCGUCGUCUUCGGUCCAUAUGUUUAUGAUAAUCCUAAAAAAUGAACUUUAGGUUUUUUUUGCUCUCAAACUCAAAACAGCAGCUGCUCGACUGAAUUUUCCAUCCUUUAAGUGAUCUUGUCCUCUGCCCACAGUGUAAGGAGCUCCUUGACAUCAUCGUUCUCUUAAAUUGUGGACAUAUUCAGCCACUGUAAUUCUUUGUCUGAGUUAGCUGCUAACUGCUACCACCUACUUUUUAGGGGCUGUACACAUGCCCCACAUUUCCACCUGGAAAAUGCGGAGUCAGGCAUUGGGUGCUACUCUUGUGCCUACUCUGCGCGCUCUUUCAGGGCUCAGAGGCAAGGUUUGUCUGACGUUGCUAAGCGACCAUAACAAGCACCGUAUCAUAGGCUACUUACCUGAAAUCCGGAGUGCUGAGCUGAUCUUCUUCCAGGAGCUGUUUGUGUGUAGACAAAUGUGAAGCUCUGGCAGCUUUGCACUAACAUGAUCAACUUCUCUAUAUUUAUCACGGACUGAAGAGAAAGAUAUCUGUCGGCUGUGAUUGGUUGGUCCUCGUCACAUGACGUGCAGUGUGCACUGCUGCGUCCCAAAAGUUAAACUCUGUUUAUCUCAGGGUGCACCACUGAAAAAUAGCCACCAUGGAACGUGUGUGCCGCAUGUCAUGUGUCAUGUGAUGCUUAGCUCUAGUGUUUGAGCGCGCCUGCCGCAUGUCUACAUUGAAAACAGUGAAUUUGAUGGCGCAAAAAACACGGCAUGUAUACGGCCCCUAUUUCCCGCUCGUUGCACGUAUAACAUGUCGAUAAAACAUCACACCUGUGCCACCCAUGAUCCAGUCCUGCCGGCUGCCCCUUUUACACAGACAUUGUUACGGGGCUGUUAAUACAUCAGCUGCUGGCUUACAGGCGAGACAACUCUGUCCCCCCAUUCUGUGAUCAUACAUUUUAUACAGAAUGGUGAGGCGGAAUAAUGGUGUGAUGGUCCAGUUUGAACAGGCUGUGUGAAAGGGGCUCCUGUGACUCCUGUGACAUGUUGACCAGUGUUACAAAGAAUUUCUUCCUGCCUAAAACAUAGGAACACGCCUGGUCUCAGAAAAAUGUAAUUAUUAUCACGAUGUGUUUUCAGCGUGAAUGUCUCAAAAUAAUGAGAAGCUUUUGAGACAGUUUCACAUGAAUGACUCACAGGAUCUAAUUUUUUUUCAUCACAUUGGCAGAAAUGUUCAAACUGGGAUCUGCCCAGUGCAUAUUACAGUCUUCCACUUGGUCUGAUGGGAGAGACUCGGCAUUGUUCACACUUCCUGAUUUUUUUAUUUUAAGAAUAAAAGCAUUGUUGUUUUUUUUCGCUGGUAACUGAGAUGUGCAUUUGCAGCCAGCAGGAGGCAGAGCUGAACCUUCACCCUUUCAGAUAUUUCAGAAAUUAAUUUUAGCCUUGGUGCCUUAACAGAAGAACUUUUAUUUUUAAAUCCUGAUUCUGGAUGGACCUUAAACUCAUCAUGUGUUUCUUGAUUUCAUCCUUUAGUCUCUGCUGUACACGACUGAUAUCGUCUUAAGUUUAACUGGAUUUGUCGUCAGUACGGUUCACUGAAGUAGAAAAUAUGGUGCCAUAAAUUUCAGUUUGUACCCACCUCUGGGUCUUAUCUGUAAAAGCGUUCACUUGAAAAACCCUCCACCUCCUGCAGACACUGUUGGUUUCAUGCUGUGUUAUAAUAUCUGAUUGUGUAGCUGCAGUCUGAUGGAGUUAACAUCUUAACUCAGUAUAUUAAAACCACAUGUAAGAGACAAACUGUUGUAUUCAGGUGACGUGUUCCUUCAUUCUGAUGAACAAAACCAGCCUGAGCACAGCGAUAAAAUGAUUAAAUGACAGGUAUUUUAAUAAUAAUUAUUAAUUAAUUUUAAUUUUAAUUUAAUGCAGCCUUUGAUCUGAUGCAGUGGUGGAAUAUAACUAAGUACAUUUUAAGUGCUGUACUUAAGUAUACAUUUGAGGUACUUGUACUUUAUUUUCUUUGCAUGCCAUAUUAUACUUGCCCACUAGAGGGAAAUAUUGUACUUCAUUACAUUUAUGUGACAGCUUUAAUUUCUUUAUAAAUUAUGAUGUUACAUACAAAACAUCCAAAGAGUGUCUAAAAUAUUAAUUAAAAUACAAGUACAGCUGAAACAGUUAGUGCAUUAAUCAAUUAGUCGACAGAAAAAUGCUUUUCUUCUUCUUCUUCUUCUUCUUCUUCUUCUUCUUCUUCUUCUUCUUCGUAGUAGUAGUAGUAGUAGUAGUAGUAGUAGUAGUAGUAGUAGUAGUAGUAAUCUAAUAAAGUCAUAUACAAUAGUGUCACAGUCACAGUGGACAUUUUAUACUUUAAAUACUUUAACUACAUUUUAUUAAUUAUAGUUACAUACCUGUAUGGAAGUAACAUUUUAAUGCAGUACUUUUACUUGUAACGGAGUAUUUCUACAGUGUAGUAUGAGUACUUUUACCCCAGUAAAGGAUCCCAACCCUUCCUCCACCAUCAGUCUUCCAAUUAAAAAGUCUUCAAGUCCUGAACUGAACCUGAGAGACGGAGACACCCAGCUACUGACGUCAUCACCGAGCUGGCUAAUGGUGCUUUCAAGGACACUGGGAGAUUUGAUAAUGGUUAUGUAUUUGAGCGCGCAGAAAAACAACACAGGCUGUUAACAGGCAUCAGAUGCUUAUAUUCAAUGCGUUUUUAAAGACCUUUUAAAAAUGUUUCUUUUAACCAAAUUGAAAGCAGAUUUUUGAACAAAUCUUGUUUUUUUUAUUGAAGCACUGGAGGGAAGUAUAGAGGUAAAUAGACCAAGUGUAUAUAUAUGUGGUGCUGUGCAGAGGUAUGUUUUAUAAUAAUAAUAAUAAUAAUAAUAUGGCUAUUUGAGUGGCGUAGGUUAAUCUACAUUUUGUCAACAGGAAAAUGCAAAUAUACAGUACAAAGACGGUAGUCAUUGGGAGGUUUAAAGAAAUGCUGAACUACAAUAUUCCAGUCAUUGGUAGCUGUGUUGUAAUUCUGCCUGUGUGGACGUUUGUCAUUUGUCCAUCAGUUUACUCAAAACUAAAAGGAAAAAAAGUUAAAUGCCUGAGGAAAGUAAUGUUUUUGUCACUAUUAUAGACCAAAAAGGGGGAAAAAGCAGAAAGUUUGCAGAAAUGUGGACUUUGUUGCAGAAGAGCUGGCCUCAUUAUGACAAAGCUACAUAAAUGAAAUUACAUAAAAUAUUUGUGGCAUUUCAGAUGGCACAAAUUUAAAUUUGGGACUAUUAAAUGACUUUUAAGGCCUAAUAUUUAUAAAAUUGGAUUGAAGACACCUGGUAACAAAGCUGUACUGCAAUGCUGUGACACUGAAACACAACUCAUCAAGAAAACAAUAAAUGAAUAAGUACAAAAACAGAAAUAAAUCUACCAGUUUCACUACCCAUAUCAUGAAAACCUGAAUUAUUAAGAAUUUAAAAAUACGACAUUUGGGAGAGGAAUUGAGAAAUUGAAAAUAUUAAGCUUGGUUAUAACAUAUAUUAGGAAUUUAAGUUUGACACUUCAAGUUCUUCAUUCUUAUCAUACGCACAAGAAUAACAGCAACAGUUGAUGGCGAUGAAAAUCUUAGGGACUGUUCUUUACUUAUCAGAGGAGGAGGUGGCUGGGGUGUGACUUCUGACAACUUGCCAUAAAUCAGUUAUUCCAGUUUUAGAACGUAACCUUUGAUGUUUGAAAGUUAAAAGUUGAAGAUGAAAUUGUGGAGUUGAAACCCCCCUCCCUGCGGAUUUUCACUCUUGUCGUUCAUGCUGGUUAGUUUGUGCAAACGGUUUAUUUUUGGCCAAAUAUUAAAUGUGACAAAGAAUAAAGUGGUUUUGAUAGAAUAUCACUAUUUUAAGCUCUGACCUGGUAUGUGUUUUUUGUCUGACGGAUGCAUUUGAAAAUUAGAAAAUCUAACAAUAAUUCGUGUUUUUACAGUUUUCUGAUGAUGAUAAAAUUGUAAUUUUGGCGAUUUUUAAAAUAAACAUUGGUGGU